Fusarium redolens is the source of this 963-nucleotide messenger RNA. RefSeq lists its product as uncharacterized. The record is from RefSeq and is a predicted model, not a curated record. The coding region runs from base 1 to 963 and encodes 320 amino acids. The transcript has 2 exons. NCBI's taxonomy places the organism in Eukaryota, Fungi, Ascomycota, Sordariomycetes, Hypocreales, Nectriaceae.
AUGGAUUCGAGCUCAGUGGUCAAAGGUCAAGAUGUCCUUGCAGGACUUGAUCGUUUCAAGCCUUUUCCGGACCUUCGCACCCACGCAGACGAUUGGACUGGUGUAACUUCAAGGCAAGAAAGGAAAAGAAGGCAAAAUAGACUCAAUCAGAGAGCGUGGCGGCGAAGAAAGGCUGCUCAAUGUACAUCAGAAGCACAAGAACUUGGUGCUGUCAAGACGACAUCUUGUAGCACUCCAGAAGACAAUGCGCUGCUGGUGGGAUAUGUUUCCUCGUCUCUGGUUGCUGGCGCACCGAACAUUGGCGACGGUAUCUUGCUGAUACCCAAUUCGUUCGAGGCAGAGAGACUCCGAAACUUGAUACGGCAGUCUCUUCAAGACUAUUCACUACAAACCCCACGGCCAUCCAACUUGCACAUGAUCAUCCGCCUGAAUGUCCUGAACGCCAUUGCCGACAACGCCACAGUCAUAGGGUUUCCUAAAGAAAGCUUGUGUCGAGAUGAGUUCAUAUCGCCCUUCUAUCAGAAUGGUCCAAUCCAAAUACCCUCGCCCAGCUGUCCAACGAAUCUUCAACCAACCCCUCUACAACGAUCAACAUCACAUCAUCCCUGGAUAGACUUGUUCCCUUUUCCGAAGUUCCGCGACAAUGUUCUUCAUGGUAUGCAGAAAGGCUUAUUUGAUGAUGAUGAACUGUGUGGUGAUCUAUUGGGAGUUGAAGGCGCAGGUGUUGGAGAGCAGCCGUCGCUUUUGGUGUGGACCGUUGCUUGGAAUUCUCGAGGCUGGGAAGUCAAUGCAGCGUUUGUUAAGAAAUGGGGGAGUCUGAUUAAAGAUUGUCCUGAGAUUAUGAAUUCGACGAAUUAUUGGCGGGCGAAAAGGGGACAAGCUGCUUUGACCUUUGAUGACAUGGAGACGAGCUCUCGUGCGAUGGGGAAAGGUACUGAUAGACCAAAUGCGGCAUAUUCUUAG